GUGCGGUUAGUGGACAGCGUCCGCGAGAACGGCGGCGAAGUGAGACUCUUCUCCAGUUUACACGUUUCGGGCGAACAAUUGGAUCAAUUGACAGGAGUGGCCGCUAUUCUACGCUUUCCGAUGCAGGACUUGGAAGACGAGCCCUACGAAGACGAUGACAGUUCCAGUGAUUGACCACUGAUUCAGAUGAGAGAUUACACGCCUCGACAGUCCAAACGAUUAAAUUAAUUAAACAGUUAUUUUCUAAUUAUUAAAUAAAAUUAACUUAUUUUCCGAGAAUUAAAUUAAUUAACACUAAUUAAGACAAUAUUUAUUCCAAAAAAAUAUAUACAAUAAAAACCAAAUAUAAUUUCAAAAACAGACAAACAAUUAAAA
Messenger RNA from Medioppia subpectinata, 375 nucleotides. The record is from the annotation of a GenBank genome assembly. NCBI's taxonomy places the organism in Eukaryota, Metazoa, Arthropoda, Arachnida, Sarcoptiformes, Oppiidae.